This is a messenger RNA of Anopheles merus, 2614 nucleotides long. RefSeq names its product USP6 N-terminal-like protein (gene RN-tre). NCBI's taxonomy places the organism in Eukaryota, Metazoa, Arthropoda, Insecta, Diptera, Culicidae. The record is from RefSeq and is a predicted model, not a curated record. Bases 432 to 2129 code for a protein of 565 amino acids. The transcript has 7 exons.
CGGGCAGCGGGACGGCUCGGCUAAAUCGGGCGGGGACUGUGUGUGCUGUAAACGUUUCGGGACGUCGGACGCGCUUUUGUUGUGUGCCGCUGUUUGGGGGAGAUAUUUUCGUCGCUUUCCGCCCUAAGAAGAACAGGUUGCAGUCGCAAGUGGGAGUGGAGAUCAUUAAAUGUUAAAGUUCGCUCGUUGGUAGAAAAGAAAAUCCUGCCCCAAUCGGAAAGUGUGUGACCGCACCAGGACGGGUGUGUCCCACCCGGUGUCCAGCUGCUUCCAAUCUGCAUCUGGGCGUGUGGAUGGAAAAAUGUGCCAGCGAGCAAUGCUGAUGUUGCCAGUAGUACGCAUCGUGCCACAGUUCCUGCCAGCCGCCAUAGCCGCAACCCAGCAGCAAGCCCAAUCCGCCAGACUGGACUGUCGCCUGCGUCCAUCCGUCCAUGACCAGGUACGAUCGGUACAGCUUGUCGUCCGACCAGCAGCAACAGAAACAGACGCUAAACCCGCCAGCAGCAGCAGCAGCAGCAACAGCAGACCGGAAGCUCGACACGGUAGCGGUCGCUCCUGGCACGACGAUGACUGACGAGGAGCUGCUCUUGCUCGAGCGGGCGAACGCCGAGCGGGAUGAGAUAUUCCUGCGCUACGAUCAGGGCCGCAAGUGCGACAGUAUCGAUGCGUGGGAAGAUCCAAUGUUCGAAGUUUACACGCAGGCGGACCGGUACGGCUUCCUGCAUCCCGUGGCGCCGGCCCAGUCGAAGGAGGCGGAACUGCUGCAGCACCGGAUCGAGAUGGAGCGCGUGAAGAAGUGGGUCAAGAUGCACAAAAACUGGGACGCGGCGGCGACGAAGGAAAAUUUGCGCCGGCGCGUAAUGAAAGGCAUCCCGGAUCGGAUGCGCUCGGCGAUCUGGCGCAAGCUGCUCGACCUGGACCGGCAGAUCCGGGAGAAUGGGGGCAUGUACGACCGGAUGCUGGACUGUGCCCGGCGCCACAGUCCCGACAUACGGCAGAUCGAUUUCGACGUGAACCGGCAGUUCCGCAAUCACGUGUUCUACCGCGAGCGGUACAGCGUAAAGCAGCAGAGCCUGUUCCGCGUGCUAGCCGCGUACAGUAUGUACAAUACCGAGGUCGGGUACUGCCAGGGCAUGUCGACGGUCGCCGCGGUGCUGCUGAUGUACUUCGACGAGGAGGACACGUUCUGGGCGCUGGACGUACUGAUGACGAAUCAGCGCUACGCCAUGCACGGGCUGUAUAUAGUGGGGUUUCCGAAGCUGAUGCGGUUCCUGGCGCACCACGACCGCAUCCUGACCAAGUGUUUGCCUAAGGUGAAGAAACAUCUCGACAAGCACGAGGUACACUCGGUGCUGUACUCGUUGAAAUGGUUUUUUGUUAUCUUCAUCGAGCGGAUACCCUUCAGUCUUUGUCUGCGGGUGUGGGACAUCUACAUGAUGUACGGCGAACGCGUACUAACGGCGAUGGCUUACACGAUACUAAAGGUUCACAAAACGAAGCUUCUUCGGAUGAAGGACAUGGAUCAGGUGACGGACUUCCUACAGACAUCGCUGCACAAACAGUUCGGCUAUGAUGAUGACUAUGUGAUAAAAGCGCUUCAGAGUUCGAUGGACGAGCUGAAGAAGCUAAAACUUCUAAAUCUGCCACCUCCAUCCGCCAACGAGCUACCCACAAUGCCACGGGGGCAAACGGUCGAACCUUCCACAAAGGCCAGAAUCGGCCAUCGCAAUGAACAGUUUUCGGAGCGAGAGAUAGCACUCAAGGAGACGGUGCUGUAUCGCAGCGAAUCGAAGAACGAGGAGGAAGAAGAACAGUACAAUAAUGGCGAACAGGGGGCCGGAGACCGUGCCGCUACGGCGGAAGAUGAAGACGACGAGCGCACGGAGAAAGAUUACGAUGAUAUUACGGAAGAUACCGUGAGCCAACUGCAUACAGGCUUGCAAAGGCUGCCAAAAACUGCGCGUAUAGUCAAAGGCGUUAGUACCAGCUCGUUGCGCACAAUCCAGAGUUUCACUACGUUCGAUACCGGUACCUCGUUGGCGACCAGCUUAAAUUCCCUCGUCAUCAUCGACUCGUUUGAUGACUAUUGUGAUAACGAUAGAAUUAUCGAAGAAAGUACUCGCUUGUAAAGAACGGUGUAGCAUAAUAUGACGCGGAACCAUUGCGGUAGUCGUCCUUCCUCUGCGUAGUUCUCUCGGUUUGUGAGAAUUACAACAACAAAAUGGGUAAGCGUAAUCUGUGCGUAAAGUAGGCAAAUACCAAUACUCAAAAAUAAAAAAGAGCAACCCCGUUCGCAGUGCAUACACUUGCACCAUCAUGAAAUCGAAGAUCAAAGGCGGUUUAUGUGCUUUGUCUUUUUUGCUAUCUUAGUAACCGUUGGUGUGUGAAGCUUCCACUGUAGCAAGAGCUCCAGAGAACGUUCAUUCGAUUUCGGUCUGUCGUUAGUGGCGGAAGCAAAAUUUUAAGUCUUUUAGCUAAAUUCAAAGUGUAACCCCGGUGCCAUAGCCAAGGAAGAAGAGAACUACGGAACGUUCGUAUUGAAUCAUCCAUCAUCUAAUCCAGCAGAGCAAAGAAUGUAUCGAAUUGUUAAAGAAACCAUCGGCCAUCUGGGCAU